Entamoeba nuttalli P19 is the source of this 519-nucleotide messenger RNA. RefSeq names its product transport protein particle component Bet3 domain containing protein. Bases 1 to 519 code for a protein of 172 amino acids. Gene Ontology annotation, biological process: endoplasmic reticulum to Golgi vesicle-mediated transport. The transcript is spliced from 3 exons. Gene Ontology annotation, cellular component: TRAPPI protein complex; TRAPPIII protein complex; TRAPPII protein complex. Lineage: Eukaryota; Evosea; Mastigamoebida; Endamoebidae. The record is from RefSeq and is a predicted model, not a curated record.
AUGUCAAAACAAAAGCAAAUUACAGAAAAAGGUAUUCCUAAAGGAACUACACAAGUCAGUUUAUCAGGAUUUUCAUUUUUAUUUGCAGAAUAUGUUAGAAGAGAAUUUCGAAAAGAUAAUAAACAAACAACAACAGAGUUUCAUGAAAAAUUAUUUGAUUUAGGAUUUAAUAUUGGAAUGAGGAUGUUAGAAGUUAUUAAUAUUAGGGAAAGAGAAAAUGAACGAGAUAUAAAUAUGGAUAAUGUUGUUGGAUUUAUUGCAAAAGAUAUGUGGAGAGUUAUGUUUGGAUAUGGUGUUGAUGUAGGACGAGUAAAAGGAAAAACAAAUGAAUUUUUGAUUACUGACAAAAAUUUAAUUAUCACUGAAUUUAUGAGUUAUGGGAAUGAAAAGAACAUUUAUUGUGUUGCCUAUGUUGCUGGAAUGGCACAAGCAUGUAUUGAUGGUGCAGAUUUUAAAGGAAAUGUAAAUUAUGGAGAGGAUGAAGAUGGACCAUAUCUUCACAUUAUAUUUCAACAAUAA